Messenger RNA from Rubroshorea leprosula, 554 nucleotides. NCBI's taxonomy places the organism in Eukaryota, Viridiplantae, Streptophyta, Magnoliopsida, Malvales, Dipterocarpaceae. The record is from the annotation of a GenBank genome assembly.
CCAGAUCUGCUCUCCUUUCUCUUUCUUCUCUAGAAUCUUUCAGUCUUUGCUUUCGUCUUCCCCAGAUCUAACCUUUUUGUGCUCGGCAGCCCUUGGGCUUGCCGGAUUUUUUAUGCUUGAGCUGCCGAGAUCUCCAGUUGCUCAAGCAUGAUGGGGCCGAUUUCGUGCUCCCAAUCCGGUGGCUACCAGCCAUUACAUAGAUCUCCAAAGGUGGUCGUCGGAUUCACAGAUCUGGUGGCCAUGGAGCCUCUCACGGGAGAUGGUCACCGCCUGAUGGGAUCUCCCCGGCCUGGUGUCCUUGUUUCAAGAAUCGCUGUGGUUUUGCUACGAUGAAUUCGUCAUGAGCGGUGAAUUUGAAGAUCGACUCCGAGACGAACCUUCCUUCUUCGACAGCUUCCACUUCUCGUCGAAAUAGAAGUUCGGCUGUGCGGUCGCAGUUGUAGCCAGCACGGUAGCCAUGGAAUUGAUUCUCAAGGAAAAAAACGGAAAACAGACUUGAAGCAAAGAGAGAAAAACCUGAACAGAACAGAACAGAACAAAGGGGUAUUGAGUUG